UCUGAGGCUUUGCCUGCCGCCUUUUUGGUGUGAGUUUCCACAUCCAGGUACUAGUCCACCAGUGACCCUGGACUGUAACAAAACAUAAAAAGCCCGAACCCACCUCCCGCCACCAGCAUAGCUCCACGCUCUGGAAUCUGACAGACAUCGUCAACCCUUGUGCUUCAGUUUUAUAACUUGUAAGGUGCUGUAGCUCGCUUGGAAAUCAGUAAACCAUGGCAUCUAAGAAGUUUGCCAUUAAAUGUGGGAAUUUUGCUGUCCUCGUGGAUCUUCAUAUAGUGCCACAAGGUCCAAACAAAGAUUCCAGUUGGUUUUCUGAGCAGAAGAAAGAGGAAGUUUGUUUGCUGUUAAAAGAAACCAUUGAUUCCAGAGUUAAGGAGUACGUGGGCAUUUAUAAACAGCACAGGCCAUCAAAUGCAGAAUUCACAAGAUCCAGUCCCUUGUCCUUAAAAGGUUAUGGCUUUCAGAUCACAGCCUAUUUCAUCAAGAGAGGGAUACACCUUCGCUGUAUUCAGAGCUCACAGAACACUGAACUUCGUAUAUUUCCUGACAGAUUUGUGGUCUGUGUUAGUCAACUUGCAUUCAGUCAUGAUACUUGGGCAAGCCAGAAUGAAAAAUCGACAAAAAGAACCCUGCACGGACUGUCUGACUAUUUCGCUGGGUGUGCACAGAGUUCACCUUCUCCUGGUACAAAGCUCAAGAAAAACACUCUACAAGAAAUUGUGAGAAGAACUGAAGCAAAAAGCAGUGCCAAGAGCAAAUCACAGACCAGCGUGGACCUUGUGGGAAGAUCUAGUGACUCGGUCAUUACUGUGGUACCAAGGAGGAGAGAUGCCUCAGCCAUUCUCCUGUCAGAAUCCAUGGGUCAAGCACAGGAUGACAUAAAAGCAGCCAAGAGCAACCGGGGACUUCCUGUUCAAAAGCUGGAAAAUGUUUCCCAGACUCAGCCAGAAGACACUAGCAGCCAGCAACAACCUCAUCCUGGGGAGUGGCUAAAGACGGGGCUUCUAAGCAGGAGCCCUAUGUGUAGUUAUGAGUCAGCAUCACCAGGUCCAAAGCAAAGUCCACGAGCAGCCAAGACACAACAGAAACGCAGGAACUGCGGCUCUGCGGAAGACUCUGACCACCGCAGGAGAGUUUCUCUUGGAAAUGAUGGGUUAGCCCCAGGAGACGUGGUGGUGGGAAAGAGCACAGCUGUCAGUGUUUUGCCAGCGUUAGAGUUGUCAGAUCCAGGGUUGCUUUUGAAUCAGGAUUUGGCAAAAGCCACACCUAAAGAAGAGCUACAUGCUUUGGAAAAUCUCUCCUCCAGACACCUUAUGACCAACAUCCCAGGGCAGGCACAGCAAGCCACCCCGGCUACAGCUGACGAAAGAUUAGCUACAGUUGAAGGCGGCCCAAGCAAGAAAAGAAAGAAAUUGCAAAGUUCUAGCAGAGGAUGCAGUGGCAAGAAAACAUUGAGUGUGUAGUUCCCAGGAUUUGGAAAGAAUUGGGGUAAUCUCUCUAAAUAAACAGAUGUGUAGAGGCUGGAGGACUGUCUCAGCUUCUAGGAGCACUACUGCUCUUGCAGAGGACAUAGGUUGGCUUCCAAGCAUCCACAAGGUGACUCACAAGCAUCACAAACUCUCGAUCCAGGAGACACAACACCCACUUUUGGCCCCCAUGGGCACCGGGCAUGCACAUGGUAUGUAUACACACAAGUAGGCAAAACACACAUACACAUGAGAUAAAUCUUUUUUAAAAGCUGUUUGUGUUGGGAUUAGUCUUCACAGUCACCUCCUGGAGGCUGUUUUUCUAAUAGGCGUGUUACUUUCUCAUCAUGUUUAUAACUGUCUCCAGAAAACACUGUGUUGACAAAGAGCCCUCUACUUGUCAAGGUAUAUAGGACCCCAUGGAGAAACCAGUAAUGUGGGGUAUUCUCAUCGCAUCACUAUGAAGACCUCCUGAUGGGAUACAGAGAGACGGUGCCCUGCGCUGCCGGCCAGCUCUUGUGCUCCAGUCCUCUUGCUCCUCAAACUGAGUAGCUGGCAGUGAAAAUAGGGCUAAUGGUUCUCAGCGCUGUGGUUCUAUGCGAAAUGCAGGUUUGGGAGUCUGAGAGGAACUACGAUUCUGAAAUACCACUAAAGCUGACAAUUCCCUAGGAAUUAUUUCCUCCAGCCUUGCCACCGCAGCUUCUUUCAACUGGGGCCACAUGUGGACACGUACACCCCUGUGCUCCCUCGGACUUGUGAAGUAUUUAGAUUGGGUUUGGUGUGUGAGUCACUUAAUUCCCAGGUUCUGCUGCAGGAUGGAGACAGCGCUUAGGGAGCUGGUUAGCUGUAGUUGCCAGAAAUGUACAAGGUAAUUCAUCUCAGCCUUAGGUGAAGAUAUGGAAGAGGUGUGUUCUGUGUGACACAGGUCUGACCCUGUCCUUGUUCACACCUCCAGUAUUCCAGCUACAGUAAGGACAGACCAGAACCCAUUCCAUUUCCAAGUUGAAAAAUUUCAGGGCAUUUACAUAUUCUCUUUGGUUGUAUAGCCUGCUCUCAAGACAAGAAACCUAAGUUGUCAGCCUGGAAGUUUCAUCUGAUUACCCCAGCCUCAAAGGACCAGAAACCACUUGCUGUUGUUCCUUUCCUUUCCUGCCUAGCUUUUUUUUCUUGAGAGAUAAUUCCCAACCAUUGAAUCCUCAAUGGAAGUCCUAAUAGCCCGCAUUAUACACCAAGGAGCAGCUCUCUCAGAAAGAUCCUAAAGUCAAAGCCAGUCCUAUCAGAAUGAUGGGCUCUAAAACUAAGAUAUUCCGACCUGGAAUCAACAGGGUUUUACUUGUUUAAUGGUUAAGGUGAGACUCAGUCCUUAAUUGUACUUAAAUGAAGGAUAUGCUUUCAAGAAAUGUUUUGUUUUUCAAAUCUGUUAUUGUAGGAAAUAAUGAUUAUUGUGACUAGUGAGAAAAAAUAGUAUGUUUGGUUUGUACAUAGAUGUGGUCUUUCACACAGUCUCCAUGCACAAUGGAUUUUAACAGGAUUAGCAGGGAAUGGCUCUGGGCUCCCACAAGUGGCAUAUAUUUAAGGAUAUGCCUUUAAGGAUUUUGCCUUUAAGCAUUUUCCUUCGGUGUAUCUGAAACACCUCUACAUCUCUUGUUUCUUGAAUGGUUUUAUAAUUCUUUGAAUAUAUGGACAAAGGGGAAAAUUAGUCACAAGUGUUUUGUUAAUCAUCAGGUGGUCUAUUAAAUAUUUUCUACUGUUGGGAGCGAUAUGAGUUUUUAUAUUCUUAACUAUUGUAAUAACUUGGCAUUUGAAAUUCUGAGACCCUGUCAGUGUUGAUGGUCAAAAACAAGUUCUUCAACCCCUUGGUACCCAAACUAAAUUUAUAUUCAGGUCCCUGUAAUUCUGAUACUUAUAAGAGAUAUCCAUCCAGUUUUCCGCAUAUUAUUAUAACUGAAGAACUUUCUCAGUACCUGGGAUGCUAAGCCACCUCUAUGUUCUUUCAAAUGACAUUUAAUAAGUGAGAAUUGGUUAGGUCUUUUUCUUUCUUUCUUUCUUUCUUUCUUUCUUUCUUUCUUUCUUUCUUUCUUUCUUUCUUCCUCUCCCUCCACCCCCAUUUAAAAUCCUGUGGGAGAGGCUGGGCCUGGGGCUGUCCUAGCACACGGGAGGCAAAGGCAGGCAGAUCUUGUGAGUUCAAGGCUAACUUGGCCUACAUAGUAAGUUCCCAGAUAGCCAGAGCUACAUAGUGAGACCCUGUCUCAAAACAAACAGACGAAAAAGGGUAUGAUAAUAAUCUGAGGUUUUUCUUGCACAAUUGUUUUUUCUUUGCCACUGGAGGUAAAUUCACCUAGAUAUGUAUAUGAUACGUUAAGUGUAAAAGGUCACUUGGCACUAGAACAGAGUAAGAACCACAUGGUUUUGUUCCCUUAUUGCAUGCUAAAGAAAUAUGGAAAUGCAUUUCAUUCUUUAAAAAUAAGACUCAUAGGCUGUUGGUGAAGAAGGCACUUUGCAUGUGCAGUUCUCUGGAUUUGAUCCCUAAGAUAUCAGUAAGAAAGAAAAAUACACAAAACUUCUGUAGUUUGAUUUAUGUAGCUCAUCUCUGGAUGAACCUUCUCAAAGUGUAUUUUGGAGAUGAUGCUGGGGGGUUUCGGUAUAAUUGUUUUAUGUUUGCUGUUGUAUUUAGAUUUCAGCAGAGAUCGUGCCUAUCAGUGCCCUUUGGCUUCAGAAAGAGCCCUGACUGGGGCAGACACAUAGGGAAGGAACUAUCUAUGCCCAAGAGAAUGGCCUAGGAUCAGUGGCGGCAUUCGUGUUUCCGUAAGCUCCUUGGCAGACCUUACUGUAAUAUUUCCACAAAACAGUAGUGAAUGGUCCUCUGAAUAACAAGCAACUUUUCAAGAGCCAAAAAAACUCGCUGUGCAGCAUGCUGGGACUGGAAUAUGGAAAUUGUUUUAAUUUCUUCUUUUCUCUUAUGAGGAAAUCACUGCAUUUGGUUUGUCAAGACAAGAGAGUUCAUUCCCCAGUAUUGAAACAGUGAUGAACUAAAACAUGUUGGAGCAAGUUUAAAAAAAAAAUAAGUCAAAAUUAAACUGGCUUCUCUUAAAUAGCUUAAAGCUUUCCACAGUACAAAAUAAAUUAAGCAUUGUAAAAUGAAGUUAACUUAAGUAACCACUCAGUACAGAAAUGUAGCCAUAUAUAUCAUCAGCCUUGCUGUUCCAGGGUAUAAUUAAAUCCUCAGAAAUCUGCAGAAUUCCCUCUAAUUUGGUUUCUAUAUAUAUUUAAUGAGACAGGGAGUGAAUGUAUGUCAGUAUGUAGCAUAACAGGGACCUUAGAUGGAUGAGAUUUCCUUUAUCCUCUGGACCCAUUCAGGUAAAUUCCAUUGGCAGCAGAGAAUUGCCAUACUACAUUAAGUGUUCCCAUCACCAUUCUUACCAGAGAUUGGGAAUUACAGUUUACUGAAGCAAAAGUUGGUAAAACCACACAUUUGACUCCGCAAAGCAUCUGAUGGGUUCUAAUAGGUGGUAAUUUGACAGAUUCUCAGAAUGAGUUUCCGGGUAGAAUUAGACAUUGCCAAAUCUCCAGGAGAACCCUGGUCCUCUCAUUUAAGUAGCUUAAAUAGUCUGAAUGUACAGCAAAUAAAACCAUUUUUGUAUUGAA
Messenger RNA from Chionomys nivalis (European snow vole), 5114 nucleotides. RefSeq names its product SLX4 interacting protein (gene Slx4ip). The record is from RefSeq and is a predicted model, not a curated record. Bases 216 to 1466 code for a protein of 416 amino acids. NCBI's taxonomy places the organism in Eukaryota, Metazoa, Chordata, Mammalia, Rodentia, Cricetidae. The transcript has 9 exons.